Saccostrea cuccullata (small rock oyster) is the source of this 2591-nucleotide messenger RNA. Its product is annotated as kelch-like protein 24. Gene Ontology annotation, molecular function: protein binding. The transcript is spliced from 2 exons. The coding region runs from base 266 to 2014 and encodes 582 amino acids. The record is from RefSeq and is a predicted model, not a curated record. Lineage: Eukaryota; Metazoa; Mollusca; Bivalvia; Ostreida; Ostreidae.
AAUACCACCUUGUAGCUGUGCGUGACAUAUAUGUACCGGGUGGUCGCGCCCACAUUAUGUUUAAACCUUGAGGUAUAAUACACUGCAAUACACCAACAUUCAAAGGACAGAUAUUGAUCAACAAAACAGGUUAACGUGGAGGGAAACUUACAGGUUUUAUUUGAUGUGUAUGUUUCAAAACCGGAAGGAAUACGAGCUUUUAUGACUAUGAUUAUCCACGCCAGAUUCGAGGUUUAAAACCAAGCUGCCAAACUGACGCCAGGAGAUGUCAGGAAAACUAGACAUGAGAGAGGAUUACGUGAAUUCAUUUUUCAGCGGACUGAAGAGGUUGUGGAUUAAUGGAGACCAUAGUGACGUCACAAUACAAGUUCAGAACGAGACAUUUCACUGCCAUAAGACGGUCUUAGCGACUAUGUCGUCAUAUUUUGAUUCGAUGUUCGGGUCGGGGAUGCGGGAAUGUGUGACGGGGACAGUUAAUAUUGAAGACAUGAAUCCUUCUGCUUUCAAGAAAGCUUUGAGUUUUAUCUAUACUGGAGAGAUAGACUUGGACGUCGAAUCUGCCAUUACUCUAUUACAUACAUCAGCUUUCCUGCAGAUAAAAUCGUUGCAAAAGCUUUGUGAGACGUACCUUAAGCCGCAUGUAAACGUGGACAAUUGUAUUCAUUUGUGGAAAGUUUCAGUUCUUCACAACUGCCAUCUAAUUAAAGCAACAGCAUUCCGAAAAAUUCUUGACACCUUUCCAGAAGUUUCCAAAUCAGAGGAGUUCUAUCAAUUAGAUGAGAGAGAAAUACUGGAAAUCAUAAGUCAAGAAAAUUUGAAUGUAUCUUCAGAAGAAGACCUUUGUGCUAUCAUUUUUGAUUGGUUAUCCCAUAACAAAGGCAGGGGUAAUAUUGUGAAAUUCUUGCAAGAAGUGAGAUUAGCAUUUGUGAGGCCAGAAUUUCUUGUCAAAUUAGAACUGAGGCCAGAGAUAAAGAAAAACCCGGAGUGCUUGGAAAUUAUCAACAACGUCAAGUACUAUCAUCUUCUUCCGGCAAGACAACACGAGAUGGCAAACAAAGCUAUGCGCCUGCGAGCAACGUCACGACUUGAAAACGUCAUAGUCGUCCUGGGAGGAUGUGAAGCAACAAAACCGCCAUAUACGAGAACAACAUCGACGUACUGUUACAGUUUCCGGCAGCAGACGUGGUUUAAAUUAGCUCCCCUUCCUUACGACCCAGGAAUUGAAUUUGCCGCCGUGACGUAUCACAACGAUAUUUACAUCACAGGAGGAGGAAUGAAACAAAACAGCUUCCUGUGGUACAACGUCACUCAGAACGUCUGGUCAGAGUUACCUUCCUUGAUCAAUGGUCGACGGAGACAUGCAAGUGUUGCGGUAACUGAUGCAAUUUACGUUCUUGGAGGGUACGAUAGCGACGGCGGGGCGGGGAAUCAAAUGCUCAAAAGUGUGGAAAAAUACGUCAUAUCAGAACGUCGCUGGGAACCAGAUGGGGAGCUUGUCCUUGCUUUGAGCUGUUUUGCCGCCAUUGUCCGAAAUGAUAAAAUAUACACCUUUGGAGGAGAAGAAAAUACCAGAACAGAUACUUCCGCCAUUCAGUGUUACGACAUGAAAACGAAAACAAGCGUUCUCUUGACCGUAAAGAUUCCGAUGGCUUGUAAGUUAACAAGAUCAUGCGUUUUCAAUGAUCGAAUGUUUCUUAUCAUUUACGAUGGGCGCAUCAUCGAGUAUUUUGAGGAGACAGAAUCGUCCAAGGCUUCCUGUAAGUUUGUCACGCGUUUUGACAAUUUUCAAAGAACUCAUUUUGGAGUUGUUGAACAUAACGGAAACGUGGUAAUCGUAGGAGGUGUAAUCGAGAAUAAGAAACCCUGCAAGGACUUCUUGCAAUUCAAUUCGAACACGACGAAGUGUUCAGUGUUAGAUGAUGUCCUAUUUACUCCCCGACUGGUCGAUGGUUGUGUAAAAAUUAACAUUGCCAAGGAUCAUUUAGUGCCAUUGAAUGUAGAUUCCACCUGCUAGAAACAGGGGAUUCAAAUGUUUGACUUACACUGUAUGUUUGCUUUAUCGUAUGUGCAAUUUAAUGUUUUGUAAUCAAGUCUUAUCAAAAUCAAAUUUAACUGAUUGAAGGUCGCAAAAGAUUUAAUCUUAUCAUCAGCAAGUUUAUGGCUGUGUUCUUUAUAUUAUACAUUUGAUGAUGAUAUGAGAGAGAGAGAGAGAGAGAGAGAGAGAGAGAGAGAGAGAGAGAGAGAGAGUUAAAUAGAACGCUUGAGUUUUCUUACUGAUUUAAUCAUAACAUUUCAAAUGCGCCAUGUCAGUCAUUCAAAAAGUAUUCUCAUACUCUUUUCUUCACUAUAAUUUGAAAUAUUAAUAAAAAAAGGGAAAAUAUGCAGUUCCAUCAUGGUUUAGUUGUUGUUGAAUGAGACAAAAAUUAUCUGAUUAAAAGAUAUGAUUAAGUUUGUUCAACGUUGCAUAUAACCUGUCUUUUUACAGUAAUAUUUCUUAUAAUGGAAAGUUUUUUUUGCUUUUCCUUUACAAACUGCGUAAAAGGUGUAAACGCAGAAAUAUCCACUAUUUCUUUUUUGUUAAACAGAAGAAA